AAGACGCUGGAGACCACUGACAGGAGAGAGGAGGCAAACACAGAAGCUCGCUGCAGCUUUUACAGAUAGAAAACAAUCCAGAGAAGAAGAGGAAGAGUAUCAAAACAAAAGAAGACUGAGUUGAACUGAAGGUUUGAGGAUAAAAGCGAGAAUAGAGGGGGAGACACUUGUGGGAGGCGAGAGAUAGCCAGGCUGAGCUGACUUUCCCCCCAGAGGAGGAGUUGCAGUUGCCGGCCAGGGCAGGUCCCAGGGCUGGCAGGGCUGGCCCUACUGCUUCUCCACCUCCAUUCCUUCCUCCUCUUACUCCUCCUUCUCCUCCCUUUUACCAUCAACCAAACUGCUGUGCAGUGAUGAACUUACAGGAAAAGCCCGUGAGCAACACAGGAAUGCUUAGAAAAUCCUGCCAAAUGAACUUCUCUGCCUCAAGUGAGGGAAACUCCAGAGGUUGAGCCUUCCAUAAGAGGACCUCCCUUGCAGUAUUGACUAUCACCCUUCUGUCUUCUUAUCUUUUUUUUGUUACACUCACUGGUUGAGUGCACCGAGAGACACAAGGGAUUUUUUUAUACACCUUUUUUUCCUCCAUUUUUGCUUUUGUAAACCGGAACAGUGGCAACCUUUUCUGUAGCCCGGUGCAAGGACCAGCUCCACUCACCCAAGAUGAGCCGCUGGCUGAAAUGCACCUCCAUGCACUUUAACACAGACUGGAACAAGUAUGAUGAUCGGCUGAUGAAGGCGGUGGAGCGCAGCGAGGUGGACAAGGUCGCUGCUGUUCUCAGCAAGAAGGGCAUCAUCCCCACCAAGCUCGAUGUAGAGGGACGCUCAGCCUUUCAUUUGGCUGCAACGCGAGGACACCUGGACUGUCUCAAUCUCAUCCUGGGACACAAUGUUGAUGUCACUGCGACUGAUGCCACCGGUAAAAAUGCUCUUCACCUGGCCUCAAGAAAUGGACAUUCUCUGUGUGUGCAGAAACUCUUGCAGCACAACUGUCCAGUUGGAAAUGUGGACCUACAAGGAAGAACCGCUCUACAUGAUGCUGUCAUGGCCGGCUGCACCUCCAGCGUGAAACUUCUUUGUGACAGCGGGGCUUCUGUGAAUGCCAGUGAUUUUGAUGGCAGGACACCUCUGGUGCUAGCAACCCAGAUGUGUCAUCCACGCAUCUGUCAGCUGCUGCUGGAGCGAGGGGCUGACAUCACAACCCGUGACAAACAAAACAAGACAGCGCUUAUUCUUGGCUGCGAGUACGGCUGUAAGGAUGCGGUGGAGGUGUUGCUGAAGAGCGGCGCCGAUGUAAAGGCAGUUGACGGCUUGGGUCACGAUGCAUUUCACUACUCUCGCUUUAGCAAGAACGUGGAGCUUGUUGCGAUGGUAAAAAGUUUCCUCGACAAAGCUACCAGAGAUAAAGAGGCUGCGAAAAUGGAACAGUGGAAACGGCAGCACUCGGUGGAGAGAUCAGAGACUGAGGUGAACAGAAGGGAUCAGAUCAUACAUGACUUGGAGAGGCAGAACGAGACCCUGCAGGAAAAUCUCAGGAAGUACCAUCAGGAUCAGAGAGCCCUGGUGGAUAAAGUCAACAUGCUGCAGCAACAGCUCACACAGGAAAAGAUCACUGUAGAAGACACUCAAAAGGAGAAGGAGCAGUUGAAGGUGUUACUCAGCGCCAAAGACAGAGAGGAGGGGGCUCGAGGCCAGGAGACAGUCAAAGUCCAACUCCGCAGUACUUUGGGGGACUACUCUGGGCAGUCUGUUAUCAAAGGUAAAGAAAACGUUUUGGUCAAACAAGCCUUCAGCCUGGACUCUGAGAGGAUGCAUCAGAAUCCGGGCAUAUCCCGUUCAAUGUCCAGACCUCCAGAGAAGAGUCCACCCGCUGUAGGCUGGGACCUCUCUGGUGAACUUGACGCACUCCGACAUGAACUUGAGACGGUCAAGAGACGACAGCAGGCGGCGGAGGAGGAGACGGCACGCCUUCAGUCUGCCCUGAACCGCAAAAACCGAGAGUGCCAGGAACUGGUUCAGAGCCGAGACACCAUCCAGAAACAGGCCGACCAGCAGGUUCAAGAACUGGAGGAAGCUUUGGGGGACGUCCAGAAGAGGAUGUUGGACUCUGAGUGUAAGGUCAAACAGCUGCAAGCACAUGUCGUCGCUGUUAAGGAGCACUUAGGAGGUCAGGGGACAGAAGAACUGCGUGCUCAGCUCCAGGACAUCAAGACCAAGUAUGAAGGUGCUUCAGCUGAAGUGAGUCGUGUUCGUAACCGCCUCAAACAGAGCGAGAAGGCCUUGGAGGAGUACAAGAGCAGCGAGAACCAGCUGGCGGCGGAGGCAGAGAGGCUGAACCAGGAGCUCGCAGCGCUGACUGGAGAACGGGAUGAACUUGCAGAGACGCUGUUAGAAAUGGAGGCCCAGCUUAAGGAGGCUCAGACGAAACACGGCAACACAGUACCAGCCGAGAAGUUUGACAACAUGAAAAACCUGCUGACCAACGCCGUCGACGAGAAGGAGCGGCAGAUCGCUGAGCUGAGGGAAGACUACGAUCGUGUGCUGGAGGAGGUGGCAGAACUCCAUCGAAAACUGGACAGUCCUUCCUCGCAGGGCGCUUCGGGGACUUCGGAGGAGCAACAGAAGAUUCAGGCAGCGCUUGAAGAGCAAAACGCUUCUUUGAAAAGGAAGCUUGUCGAUGUGACCACUAGAAGCCAAGCUCUAAUUCAGGAGGUGGAGGAGAGCGAGGAGGAGAGGGAUAUUUUACGGGAGCAGCUGGAUGAGCUCAAAAGCAGGAUUGAGAUCGAUUUUGUACCCAUAAAUUUGCACGACGAAGCGCGGAGGAACAUGGUGACGGCUUUGGAGGAGCUGGAGGACAAAUUGGUGGAAGCCAGUGAACGUUACGGCAAAGCAGAGGCGCAAUUCCAGCAGCUCCAAACUGAGAGGGCCACGCUGCAGGAGGACAUCAAAACUCUCCAAAGCGCCAACGAGAGACGCCAGACUGAAACUGACAGUCUGAGGUCUCAGAACGCCGACCUGAUGAAGAAACUUGAAGUUUUGCAGAAGAGAUGUGAAGACAGAGAUAAAGAGUGUGUGCAGCUGACCACGCAGAGCCAGACUCUAAAACAGAGCCUGGAGGGAGAGUACGUUCCCAGACAGCAGCACGAGCAAGUGAAGAUGGAGCUGAACUCCACCUUAGAGAGUGUUAAAUCUGAUAUGUUGAAGUUGGAGACCAAAGGAAAAGAAAGUGGGGAAGAAUUGAAGAAUGUGAAAGAAGAAAAUGCUAAGUUGAAAGAAGAGUUGGAGAGAGUCCUGGUGGACUUGAAAAAAGACUAUAUGAGCGUUAAAGAUCACAGAGCGAUUACAGACAAGUUGAACGUUUCUGUGGUCGAGGCAGAGAACAGAGCGAACGAGGCGUCAGCGAGAUAUGUGUCGGCUCAGGAGGAGACUCAAAAGCUCACCGAAGAACUGGAGGCUCAGAAGAGAGAACUUGAUACCAUCCAGGAGGCUAUUCAGUCCAAGUUUAUCCCUCUGACAGCGGCUGAGGAGAAAGAAAACUCUCACAGUGCGCAGGUGGAGGAGUUGACAGCCAAACUAUUGGAAAUGGAGGAGAAGUACAACAAAGAAAAAUCUGCUGGAGAGAGCAACAAACUGGAGAAGGAGAAGCUAAAAGUUGAGUUUGAAUGUGUUCAACAGAGACUGGCCUCUGCUGUCGUUAGCAGUGAAAAGCACAGGAAUGUGGAAGAAGAGUUUAAAGGUAAAUUUGAGGAGUUAACGCAAAAGUUCGUCAACUUAGAGAAGCAGCACGAGGAGGCGACACUUCAGAAAGCUGAUCUUGAAAAUCAGAACACCCUCAGCAAUGCUGAGAUCCAAAAUCUCCAGGAGCGUCUGAAAUCAGAGCUGACUCGGAUAGCAACAUACGACACAGAGCUUAAAGCCCUCCAUGACGCCAUGCAGCAGGCCCAGGCCGACUGCAAGAAAGCGAGAGAGGCUCAGCAGGAGGAGGCCCAGAGGGUUUGUGCCCUACAGAAAGAAGUUCAGGAGCUCCGCGGGGAUCAGGCGUCUCUGCUGCAACAGCAGGCCAAGAGCAAAGAAGCCCUGGAGGCUGAGGUUAACAAGCUUCGAUUGGCUCUCCAUGAAGAGGAGGAGAACAGCGCCCAGAGGGCCGAAGACGUGGCCGCGCUGCAGUCUGAGCUCCUUCAGGCCACUCAGGCUCUCGAGGAUAUUCGGGACAAGGAAGACCAAAUGAACCAGCUGAAGAAGGAGAAGCAGCAGCUGGAGGAGGAGGCCGCCACCUUCAACAACAAGCUGCUGAGCUUAGAGGAGGAGAGCGAGGAGGCCCGUAGGGAGGCGACUCAGGCGAGGGAGGAGAAGAGCAGGACCCGGACGGAGAUGGAGGCCGUCCAGGAAAAGGGACGCGCCAUCGAGAGAGAAAUCAGGGAGCUGAAGGAGAGAUAUGACGAGUCGCUCAGCACCAUCGGUGAUCUGCAGAGGAGGAUUCAGAUGUCGGCGCAGCAGACUGAAGCCAAAGACAAGAAGAUCACAGAGUUGCUGACAGAUGUUGAGCGAUUGAAGCAGGCACUGAAUGGUUUGUCCCAGCUGGCGUACACCAGCAACGCGCCCAAUAAGAGACAGACGCAGCACAUCGACACACUCCAAGCCCAGAUCAAGAGCCUACAGCAACAGCUGGCUGAUGCUGAGAGGCAACACAGGGAGGUGGUUUCCAUUUAUCGAACUCAUCUCCUCAGUGCAGCACAGGGCCACAUGGAUGAGGACGUCCAGGCCGCCUUACUACAGAUCAUCCGCAUGAGACAGGAGUUUGUGUGUUAAAGCUUCCUCCAACGAAACAAAGUGCUACCUGCUGACUCAAAUUCACCAUUCUCACAUCUCCCACUGCUGAGUCCUCCUGAUGUGGCCCCUGUGGGUGCCCAGUGUGUGUGUGUUUGUCAUUUGGCAAAAUUUUCCGCUUGGAAAUCCUUUUUUUUUUUUGUAGUGGUAUGGCUGCACUUUUGUUCCCAGAUAUCUAAGGGCCUUUUCACACCGAAAAGUCAACGCCAAGGUCCACAUUUUUGUUACGCUGUAUAUAUUUGAUCUGAUUAGUUUUGGUUCCACACUGCAAUCUCGUGAGCGCACUGAAGAACUAUACAUGACACACCUACAGUGUGUCCUGUCGUCAUCACUUACGUGAGCUUCUCUCUCAUCCUCUCUGAAAAUAAUUGAAAAAAUGUCUGAGUUUUCAUGAUUUUUUUUUCCAACUCCCAUGUGCUACUGAAACCUACACUGUACGUUUACUAUAAUUUAAUGACAUUAUUGCUCAUUUCUCCUGUCGCCAAUGAAAAAGACGUGUCUGCUUUGACCGCAGCCGCCGUCUGUGUCGCUCAACCACAAACACGCUGCAGACGAGGCGCUACACCACUCUGAUCACGUGAUGAUAACCUGCAUAAACUUACCGUACUUUUUCUGAAAGUCUGAACCAUCCAAAAAAAAUGUUUUCUCACAGGAAACAAAGCGCACCGUGGUUCGGUUUGACCAAAGUUCGGCCGUUUGUGAUCCAGGAGAGAUCG
Messenger RNA from Plectropomus leopardus (leopard coralgrouper), 5537 nucleotides. RefSeq names its product uveal autoantigen with coiled-coil domains and ankyrin repeats b (gene uacab). The record is from RefSeq and is a predicted model, not a curated record. Gene Ontology annotation, molecular function: actin binding. Lineage: Eukaryota; Metazoa; Chordata; Actinopteri; Perciformes; Serranidae.